AUGCUUGACGAUAGAGAGCUUAUAACAUGGAGGCAUUUCCUGUGGUCAUGCUUUUAUACACACUCCUCCCUUCAAGAAGAACAAGGUCAGACCACGACAAGGCAUGUUGCACGCGUAAUGCGAAAGGAUGACUUUUAUGCUUCUAUGCGCGACUUUGUUAGGGAUGUGCGCCGAAGGUUUCCCUCGUACUUCCCGAAAGAGAGCAAAAGUGAUGUAGAGUGGAUCCUGCACCAGUUUAGCAUCGGUGAUGUCCUACGCCAAGUGUGGACAACACUCGUAUCGAGACAAGAAGCACUUCUCGAAGAUGAACCAGGUGGUGAGGAUCCCGAAAGUAAAAAAUUGUGUAUAGGGCAGCAAAUGCGCAAUCAAGAGCUGCCACAAUACUCCAAUGGUAAUAAGCAAAAACCAAUGAAGAAUCUAACACCAAGUGUUGGAUGGGACGUCUUUAGUGUCGUUCUUCUUGCUCACAUAAAAAAAAUUUUAAGCUUAUCACAGGUCAAUCCUGUGAAGGGCACGAAUUGUGCAAGCAACAAUAGUAAAUCUACCUCACGUGUACGGUGCGACAUUGAUCCUCCAAAGGGGGUUCGCAAUUCUAACAGUUCGCCUGCAAAUUUAUCAAGGGUGACGGUUUCUAUGAGCCCGGUGACCGAUCCGGAUGUGUCGGAGGGUGACGAGCAGUCCAGUCCGGAAGUCACGUAUGGUCUCGAUCAAGAGCUAAAUCUCAUGUUGAGGACUGAGGAAAUCGACCUUGCCCGUGAAUGCCUCUCUGAUACCCUUGAAGAACAACACCCACACGUGAAAAGCAAGCCCACCCGCGACACCCCGCGUUCCUUGUGGUCCUCCGUUCUCAACGUUAAACUUCCUCCUGUCUCGAAAUUGACAGCUUUGCCACCUUCGGAAUCCUCUCAUUGCAGGACUAAGCAUCUCACCGUCGAUCCUUUGAGAGAUGUGAAGGGGUGUGUUGGGCAUGAAAACAAGCCAGAGCGAUUCAAAAGGGAGGCGAAUAAACCACCUCUGUCGGGGGCAUGGUUAAAUAAAAACAAAACUAAUACGUUAGUCAUGGACAACAACGCUAAUAGUGAUUCCCUGAAUACGUUAGUACCGGUGGUAAACGGGAGUAUUAUGGUCCCGAACAUGGUGGACGAUAAACCAGAAACGCGUCCUUCGCCCUCCUUCGUACGAAACGAAGGAUUUACGCGUCAGGAAAAGCAGAAAACUUAUGCGCAGGUUUUGGAUGGAAGUCGUGGGAUGCUUGUAGGGGCAAAGACGUAUUCGGUGAUGUCUGAAGUGAUGAACCCCAACGACUACUGCGAAGGACGCAGCUUUUCCCAGCUGCAACGAACCCCUGUUUCCUUUAACCCUCAACGAAUGCCCUCGGGACCUCAGAAACUAGAGCGAGGGUGGUCCUAUCCUUCCAUUGAGACCUACCAAAGAAAGAACCCCCCCACGAAGGUUGUUGAGGACCCCUCGGCGUUACCCGAUCGAACGAAAUCCAAAUUGCGUCGAUCGGUAUGCAUUACAGACCCCUCCGAGGUCGUCCCCACCUCAUCCAGUAGUGGUGGUAGCAUUCGUGCGCAUGAUCGGGAGCUUACCGAGAGCCGCUCCUCAGCCAUGUCGCACUCGCCGGGUGCGCGAAUAUCCCCCUCAAGUUUCGUGCUGAUCCCCUCGCGGAGGGUAGCUGGGAGGGGUAUUCAAGAGAGCUCUAUCCCCAUCCACGACCCGACGACGCCCCCUCUUGUGGGAGGUUCUGAUCAGCCCCCAAAGGUGGUGGUGCCGACUGCCACCGCCUGCCCAGUAAAUCCCCCCCCUACCGGUGAUCGUAUCGAGGGUAGUGUUAAUCACAAUGGGCCUGACAUGGGCGGCUCCCACGCACCGGAAAAAUCCCCCCAAAGGUUCCCCAAUGGCAGCAUUCAUAGAACUUUUAAAGAAGAAUUAACACCCGUCGCGUCGUGGUCGCAGUCCCCUCCCCCAACCGUCACGGCGGACCACGCCUACCAACGCUGUGCGUCUCAACCGUAUAGGAGUAGUUGCUCAUUCACACCCGUAGGAAGGACGUUGGGGAAGUGUAAGUGGGCGGAUUCACCGCAGAUAGAUCCGUGUAACUCAAAUGGAGUCCUUUAUUCAUCUGUCAACAUACCCCCAUGGCAGGAUCCGGCGUGUGCAAAAUCGCAAGAAAAUGCGUACCACGGAGUCAAUUUGAAUAAAAAUGAUCCUGAUAAUGAAUUUGCUAGGGCUAUUAUUAGCAGUCGUGAUGUAGAACAAGGUAUCAAAUUAAACAGUGUGCCAGAAGCAUGUGUGUCGAAAUCCUUCCCCGAAUCGGGGGCAUCAAGAGAAGGGAAAUGGAAGCCCCCAACACAUCUUUCCAAUCGCGCCCGGCAGCGCGUCGAUUUUCAUAGGUCAAACUCCUUCAGUUAUCCUCAGUGGGCCCGUCUCAAUCCUCCAUCUGUCCCCCGUACACGGUGUCGUAUUCGUGAUCCGUGA
Phytomonas sp. EM1 is the source of this 2481-nucleotide messenger RNA. The record is from the annotation of a GenBank genome assembly. NCBI's taxonomy places the organism in Eukaryota, Euglenozoa, Kinetoplastea, Trypanosomatida, Trypanosomatidae.